Messenger RNA from Acanthoscelides obtectus, 891 nucleotides. The record is from the annotation of a GenBank genome assembly. Lineage: Eukaryota; Metazoa; Arthropoda; Insecta; Coleoptera; Chrysomelidae.
GUUAUUAGAAAGUCAUCAGCUCUUAGAAGCACUGUUGCAGCCGAGCCAAUUUUCAUUUGCCGAUACCUUUCCUCCCAGCCUUCUAAAUCCGCAACUCACUCGAGAUUAGCAGUAUCUACGUCUUAAUCAAACAGCAAGUUCACAUAUUUAAAGGCAUCUAAAGUAUUGAUAUCGAGACAAAUAUCAACUCUCGAAAAACAUGUACAAGGCAGUCGCAACUUUAGCAGUGGCAAUUUUUGCCUGUACCCAAAUUUCCAAUGCUGCUGUACCAGCCGCCGUUGGUCUGAGAUCCUUGGUAGGUUUGGGAGAUCCUAGCUGGGAAAUCAGGGAUGGUAACUGCACCCACGCCAAAAUAACUGAUUUGAUCUACGAAGAACAUGUUCAUGAACGCAAGCUACCGUUUUCUGCAAGAGACGCUACGGUUGAAUGGUUUGGUGAUAAGACCAUCUACUGUAUAAUGGCUAUAAGCCAGAAGUUCCAAGCUAUGGGAUCAACGGUUGAGAUCUUGAGAGGCGGAGUAGGUCACAACUUCGUCAGCUUGCACAUGAAAUCAGCCAAAUAUCACGGUUUAGAGUACAAUAUUCAAAUAUUUGGUCAUUAUAAGAGAUAAAUAAAUAAAAUGUAAUUAUAUAGUAUUUUAGUUUCCUCCAUGAAGAAAUUAUGUUUACUCAAUCAUGACUAUUACUGGUUAAGAUAACCAAAAUUGUAUGAUUCUAUCCACUAAUUCUCUUGAAAGCGUGCAUUUUGUGGCUAAAUUAUAAAGGCUCUAUCGUAGUUAGAGGCUAUACAUUAUCGGAGUAUGUACAAUAAAAGCAAACAUAAACAAAAUAGACGAUAUGGAUUGACCUAUCGUAGACGUCCAGAAGUACGAAAUAUACAUGUAUGAUGAAG